UCCCUCCUCCCCCGGUAAAUCCGAAGUUUCCUGUUAAGCACGGGCGAAGCUUUGCAAAGCGGUUGCGGAGCCGCCCGCUCGCUCCUUGGGAUUACCGUCGGGAGAGACUCCGCUCGGCUCGGGAAGGGCCCCCGCCCCCGCCGCCACCUCUCCUCCUCCUCCUCCCCAGCCUUCCUCCAUCCCCGAGGGCGGACGCUGCACGCUGAGCCCCGGCUCUCUCCCCCCUCCCCCCCGCUGGAUUUACGUUGUCGUUGGGGAGCUGUGUAUGGAGGUGGGGGUCGUCCGCCUCCCUUUGCCCCGAUUGCAGCCUGGUCCCAUGUGAACCGCACGGCACGGCUAUGCUCCUGGGGACACCGAGCUCCGCCGAACUAAGGUCCUGGCUGCUACCAUGAGUGAUGGCGAGAGCCGAGAGCCGCGCCCGGCCGGCGGCGAGGUGCGGGUGCCCAUCACCGUGCCGCCCCGCCGUUCCGCCGAGCAGCCCCUGGACGAUGCCGGCUCCGUUCCCAGCGGUUCUCCCAGCCGCGACCCGCCGCCCGACCUGGCCUCCGAGGAGGAGGAGCAGGUGCCUUACCCGGCGCUGGCACCCACCGCUUUCUUCUGCCUCAAGCAAACCACCCGCCCGCGCAGCUGGUGCCUCAGGCUGGUCUGUAACCCCUGGUUCGAGCACGUCAGCAUGCUGGUCAUCCUCCUGAACUGCGUCACCCUGGGCAUGUUCCAGCCCUGCGAGGAUGUGGAGUGUCAGUCGGAGCGCUGCACCAUCCUGGAGGCAUUUGACGACUUCAUUUUCGCUUUCUUUGCGGUGGAGAUGGUGAUCAAGAUGGUGGCCCUGGGGAUCUUUGGGAAGAAGUGUUACCUUGGAGACACGUGGAACCGCCUGGACUUCUUCAUCGUGAUGGCGGGCAUGAUGGAGUACUCCCUGGAUGGACACAAUGUCAGCCUGUCUGCCAUCCGCACUGUGCGUGUGCUGCGGCCGCUGCGAGCCAUUAACAGGGUUCCAAGUAUGCGAAUACUCGUCACCCUGCUGUUAGAUACUCUGCCUAUGUUAGGCAACGUCCUCCUCUUGUGCUUCUUUGUCUUCUUCAUCUUUGGGAUCGUCGGUGUGCAGCUCUGGGCAGGGCUGCUGAGAAACAGGUGUUUCCUGGACAGGAAUUUGGCAACGACGUAUAACCUUACCUUCCUGCAUCCGUACUACCGCACAGACGAAGCAGAGGAGAAUCCAUUCAUCUGCUCAUCCCAUCGUGAGAACGGCAUGCAGAAAUGCUCCAACAUCCCAACCAGGAAGGAGUACAAGGUGGAGUGCACCUUGAGCAUGGACUCCUACACCCCAAAUUUAUACAACCCUGACUUCAGCAGCAAGAAUGCCUGCAUAAACUGGAACCAGUAUUACAACGUAUGCAUGGCAGGGGAUGUAAACCCACACAAUGGAGCUAUCAAUUUUGAUAAUAUUGGCUAUGCCUGGAUAGCUAUAUUUCAGGUUAUAACCCUGGAAGGAUGGGUUGACAUCAUGUAUUAUGUGAUGGAUGCACAUUCUUUUUACAAUUUUAUAUAUUUUAUAUUGCUUAUAAUAGUGGGCUCCUUCUUCAUGAUCAACCUGUGCCUGGUGGUCAUCGCCACACAGUUCUCAGAAACAAAGCAGCGGGAGAACCAGCUGAUGCAGGAGCAGCGGGCCCGUUAUCUCUCCAAUGACAGCACAAUUGCCAGCUUCUCAGAGCCAGGUAGCUGCUACGAGGAGCUGCUGAAGUACAUCUGCCAUAUCUUCAGGAAGGUGAAACGGCGGACAGUACGCCUGUACAAUAACUGGCAGAGCAAGCGCAGGAAAAAAGUUAACCCAAACAACACCACAAACGGGCAGAGCCGCCGAGGCAAAAAGCGCAUCACCUCCAUUCACCACCUCAUCCACCACCACCACCAUCACCACCACCACUACCACCUGGGCAAUGGGAACCUGCGGGCGCCCCACGCCAGCCCGGAGAUCUGUGACCUGGAACUCAAGGUGAUGAAGCCUGGCAGCCAGCUGAUGCUCCCUUCUCCAUCACCCAACUUGCAGAGCCCCGCGCCUCCUCCAGAUUCGGAGUCUGUGCAUAGCAUUUACCACGCGGAUUGUCACGUUGAAGGACCACAAGUGAACUGUAAGUCUUCCAAUGCUCCUGCAAACAUUAAACUUGCUGCUGGACUCUCCAACCGUGGCAACAUGAAUUAUCCUACCAUCCUGCCUUCACCAACUAGCAAAGCCAGUUCUGUCCCAGUUCCCAAAGGAAAGAAGAAUGGCAAUUCACCUGUGGCUGUAGUUAAUAGCCCUGUAACUUUGGGCACGGAUUCUUAUGGGAAGCUGCAGCAACUGGUAGGAGAGCAUGGUCUGCGGAGGACACCCAGCCGGCUGUCAGGGCUGAGCAUGGCCUGCCCACUGCCCAGCCCACCGGGCGGCACGCUGAGCUGCGAGCUGCAGGACUGUCCCUUCUGUGCCAGCCUCCUGGAGGACCCCGAGUUUGCUUUCAGUGAGUCCGACAGCUGUGACUCUGACAGCAAUGGUGUCUAUGAGUUCACCCAGGACCUGCGGCACGGUGACCACAGGGACCAACUGCAGCAGCAGCGCAGCAGGAGGAAGAGAAAGAAGAAGAAACCCAAGGAGAGGAACAAGGUCACCCGCCUGUGGAAGGCAUUUGGCAGCAAGCUGAAGAGGAUUGUGGACAGCAAGUACUUCAACCGUGGGAUCAUGAUCGCGAUCCUUGUGAACACUCUCAGCAUGGGCAUCGAGUACCACGAGCAGCCAGAGGAGCUGACCAACGCCUUGGAGAUCAGCAACAUCGUCUUCACAAGCCUGUUUGCCCUAGAGAUGCUGCUCAAAGUCCUUGUCUACGGCCCCUUUGGCUACAUUAAGAACCCGUACAACAUCUUUGAUGGGAUCAUAGUUGUCAUCAGCGUCUGGGAGAUCAUCGGGCAAUCCGAUGGCGGUCUUUCUGUGCUGCGGACUUUCCGGCUCCUGCGGGUUCUGAAGCUGGUGCGCUUCAUGCCGGCCCUGCAGCGGCAGCUUGUCGUCCUCAUGAAGACCAUGGACAACGUUGCCACCUUCUGCAUGUUGCUCAUGCUCUUCAUCUUUAUCUUCAGCAUUCUCGGCAUGCAUCUUUUUGGAUGCAAGUUCAGUCUGAAGACUGAUACAGGAGACACAGUUCCAGAUAGAAAGAAUUUCGAUUCCUUGCUCUGGGCCAUUGUGACAGUAUUUCAGAUCCUCACUCAAGAGGACUGGAAUGUGGUCCUGUACAACGGGAUGGCAUCAACAUCUUCAUGGGCAGCACUCUACUUUGUGGCCCUGAUGACCUUCGGCAAUUAUGUGCUCUUCAACCUUCUGGUUGCCAUUCUGGUGGAAGGCUUCCAGGCAGAGGGGGAUGCCAAUAGGUCAGACACAGAUGAGGACAAGACAUCUGCCAACUUUGAUGAUGAUUUUGAGAAGCUGAAAGACCUCCAUGCAACAGAGAUGAAGAUGUACUCACUUGCCGUCACCCCGAAUGGGCACCUGGAGGGCAGGGGCAGCAUGCCACCCCCUAUAAUCAUGCGCACCGCUGCCACACCGAUGCCCACCCCAAAGUGUUCCCCACACAUGGAUUCAGUGCACACUUUUGUGGACUCGAGGAGAGGGAGUAACGCUUCUCUAGAUCCCCUGACCUACGAUCAGAAGUCCUCGUCCAGCCUCCGCAGUUCCCCUUGUGCCAACUGGGGUACCAACAGCAACUGGGGAAGCCGACGCUCAAGCUGGAACAGCCUGGGCAGAGCCCCAAGCCUCAAGAAGAAGAACCAAUCUGGUGAAAGAGAGUCUUUGCUCUCCGGGGAGGGGAAAGGCAGCACAGACGAUGACUCUGAUGAUGCCAAGUCCAGCACGGUCAGCAGGCCCUCAUUGCACCGCCGGGCAGAAUCCUUGGAUUACCGCAGCUCCCUCGACCUGCCCGAGCUGCUGCAGCUGCCCCCCAUGCGCCAUUCGCUCAGUAUCAGCCCCAUGGCUGUUCUGCCUGCUGAGUACCAAGACUGCAAUGGCAAGAUGGUGCACGUCCCCAGCGAGUUCUUCCUGCACAUCGAUGGCCACAAGGAAGAGGCCGUGGACUAUGAGGAUGACAUGGAGGAUAGUUACUGCUACCGGAUUCGUAAAGUCCUGGAGCCCUACAAACCAGAGUGGUGCAAGAGUCACGAGGAUUGGUCCCUCUACUUGUUUUCCCCACAGAAUAGGUUCCGAGUGAUGUGCCAGAAGGUCAUUGCCCACAAAAUGUUUGAUCAUGUGGUGCUGGUCUUCAUAUUUCUCAACUGCAUCACAAUAGCACUGGAGAGACCAGACAUAGAUCCGCACAGCACCGAGAGGAUAUUCCUGAGUGUUUCUAAUUACAUCUUCACUGCAAUCUUUGUGGCUGAAAUGAUGGUUAAGGUAGUAGCUCUUGGCUUUUUCUCUGGGGAGAACACCUAUCUGCAGAGCAGCUGGAACGUCCUGGAUGGAGUCCUGGUCUUCGUAUCUAUCAUAGACAUCAUUGUCUCCAUGGCAUCAGCAGGAGGAGCAAAGAUCCUGGGUGUCCUUCGUGUUUUGAGGCUGCUACGGACCUUGAGACCUCUCCGAGUCAUCAGCAGAGCCCCAGGUCUGAAGCUGGUGGUAGAAACCUUGAUCUCCUCCUUGAGGCCUAUUGGGAAUAUUGUUCUCAUCUGCUGUGCUUUCUUCAUUAUCUUUGGGAUUUUAGGGGUGCAGCUUUUUAAAGGCAAAUUCUACUACUGCGAUGGUCCCGAUGUGAAAAACAUCACUACGAAGACUGACUGCACUAAUGCACACUACAGAUGGGUUCGGCGGAAGUACAACUUUGACAAUUUGGGACAGGCCCUCAUGUCCUUGUUUGUCCUUUCCUCCAAAGACGGCUGGGUGAACAUCAUGUAUGAUGGUCUGGAUGCUGUGGGUAUUGACCAACAGCCCAUCCAGAACCAUAACCCUUGGAUGCUUCUCUACUUCAUCUCCUUCCUGCUCAUCGUCAGCUUCUUCGUGCUCAACAUGUUCGUGGGGGUCGUGGUGGAGAACUUCCACAAGUGCCGGCAGCACCAGGAGGCAGAGGAGGCCCGACGUCGGGAGGAGAAACGUCUGAGACGCCUGGAGAAAAAGCGCAGGAGUAAGGAGAUGUACCUGUCUGAAGCCCAGCGUAGGCCUUACUACGCUGACUAUUCUCCAGCUCGGAAAUACAUCCACACCCUCUGCACCAGCCACUAUCUCGACCUCUUCAUCACCUUCAUCAUUGGAGUCAACGUCAUCACCAUGUCGAUGGAGCACUACAACCAGCCAAAGUCCCUGGAUGAAGCCCUGAAGUACUGUAACUACGUGUUCACCAUAGUUUUUGUGUUCGAGGCAGUCCUGAAGUUGGUGGCAUUUGGUUUUCGAAGGUUCUUUAAGGACAGGUGGAAUCAGCUGGAUUUGGCCAUAGUUCUCUUAUCAAUUGUGGGAAUCACGCUGGAGGAAAUAGAGAUGAACGCUGCGCUGCCCAUCAAUCCCACCAUAAUACGCAUCAUGCGGGUGCUGAGAAUAGCAAGAGUGCUGAAACUGCUUAAAAUGGCCACUGGAAUGCGAGCUCUCCUGGACACAGUGGUACAAGCACUUCCCCAGGUAGGGAACCUUGGCCUACUUUUUAUGCUCCUGUUUUUUAUCUAUGCUGCCCUGGGAGUGGAAUUGUUUGGCAAGCUGGACUGCAGUGAAGAGAAUCCUUGUGAAGGGCUGAGCCGACAUGCGACCUUCACCAACUUUGGGAUGGCCUUCCUCACCCUCUUCCGGGUGUCCACAGGGGACAACUGGAACGGUAUCAUGAAGGACACUCUCCGGGAAUGCACUCGGGAAGACAAGCAUUGCCUCAGUUACCUGCCUGUUAUCUCUCCUGUCUACUUCGUCACCUUCGUCCUCAUCGCACAGUUCGUUCUGGUCAACGUGGUGGUCGCCGUGCUCAUGAAGCACCUGGAGGAGAGCAACAAGGAGGCCAAGGAGGAUGCAGAGAUGGAUGCUGAGAUUGAGCUGGAGAUGUCCCGAGGAGCGAGCACCUCAGCCACCAGUGGAAGCAGGGGAGGUGCAGUGGCCCUGGAGAGCAGAGCACCCUGCAGAAGCCAGGAGGCCAUGAAGUCAGAGCCAACAGCGCAGGCAAAGCACCAAGCCCUGGAGGAGCUGAGCUGUGAGAACGUGUCUGUAUCCAUCCCAGACACACUGGAGGGGGCUGAGACUCCCAUGAUGGAAAUCUCGUCCUUCUGCUCUGUUUCCCACCAUAUCCUGACACCUUCCCACCAUCCCUGGGGCCGCAAGGCUGAGGGAGGCACGGGCAGCCUGCAGCCUCAGGACUCGCAGAACCUGCUGACAGUCCGCAAGAUCUCCGUUUCACGCAUGCACUCCUUGCCCAACGACAGCUAUAUGUUCCGGCCCGUGAUGCCAGCCAAAGCUCCCUAUCCCCUCCACGAGGUGGAGAUGGAGACUUAUCCCUGCAAGUCACAGCGAGGGUCCAUCACCUCCAUCCGCUCGCAGCCUGUGGGGACGUGCUCCUUGAAGGUCCCCCCAGAGUCCCUCCACGUGGCCAUGCGUUCCCCCGGCCGCGAGGGCUGGCACCGCUGGAAGGUCCUUCCCCCACACGUCGUCCCUCGGUCUCCUGCUCUCAGCAAGCUGCUUUGCCGACAGGAGGCCGUUCGGAAGGACUCGGUGGAUGGACACACUCUAGACCCCAAGGACAACCUGCAAGCAGAGCAUGGAGAGAUGCCACCAUCACCAAAGCACCCUCAGCACACCCUCACCCCCAGCCCUCUCCACCCUGCAGCCUCCUCCCUGCCAGCCUCCCCUCCACGCUCCCCACCAACCUCCCCACACCGGCACCCAUCACUGACUCAGAAACACCCCUGCAGCCAGCGCGGGGUCCCCAGUCCCACCGAGAGCCCCCCAACCCCCCAGGGCUGCCUCCUGGAGCCCUCCGACUUGGCUGACGAGGAGGUUCGCCACAUUAACAGCUCAGCCAAAGACUGGGGGGAGCACUCGGAGGCUGGGAGCUGCUCCACAUCACCAUUCGUCUCGCCGGCCACAUCGCCGGUGCCCCUGAAGAAUUGCAGCACAAGCAGCCUGGUGGCAGGCAGCGGCAAGGAGAGGGACUUGAAGAAGUUUUACAGCAUUGAUACAAAGGGCUUCCUCACCAAGCCCAGCUGGGCGGAUGACCAAAGGCGACACUCCAUCGAGAUCUGCCCCUCCGUCCGCGAUGGGGACUGUGGCUUCGAGGAGCGCACCGAGGAAAAGCCGCGCUCCCCUGCCCACAUCCAACCGGAGUCCGAGUACAUCCAUGGAGCCAGGAGGAAGAAGAAGAUGAGCCCGCCCUGUAUUUCUAUAGAUCCUCCCAUGGAGGAUGAUGGCGGGGCGGCCUCACGCACCAAACCCUCUGAGAACAGCAUGCUGCGCCGCAGGACCCCAUCCUGCGAGUUCCCAGCAUAUCGAGAGCCCCUGGAGCCAGCGGAGGCGCAGCCAGGGGAGCCGGGCUGCAAAGCAGAGCGCCGUGCACAGCACUUGGCCAUCCCCGGCUUCUCCUUCGAGCAGUCGGAUGGCGGCUCCCUGAGCAGCCUCUCGGAUCUGCUGGACAGUGGGCGAUCCACACCGGACUGCGAACUGAGAAAGCCGGAGCCUUUAAAAACUCAACGGAGCAACAGUGAGAAAAGCAAAGAGCUGCUCAGCGUGGCCAAGAGCCCCGUCCGGAUGCAGGACUUGGUGACUGUUGCGACAGAAGAAGACAUCGACGAGCCCGUAUAGCUGUCUGGGAGGGGGGUGCGGGGGGUCUCAAGGGCUUGACACCGACAUGGGGUUGGACACCGAAGGGGCUGCGCGGCCGCGUGGCCACACUCUGGUUUUUCCCUUUCAAGCAGUCCCUUCUUCUUAAGCGCUGUGGAGGUUUGCAAAAAAACAAAAACAAAAACAAAAAACAUUAAAAAAAAAA
This is a messenger RNA of Coturnix japonica (Japanese quail), 7955 nucleotides long. It is a transcript of the gene CACNA1H, whose product is annotated as calcium voltage-gated channel subunit alpha1 H. Gene Ontology annotation, biological process: calcium ion import across plasma membrane. NCBI's taxonomy places the organism in Eukaryota, Metazoa, Chordata, Aves, Galliformes, Phasianidae. Gene Ontology annotation, molecular function: high voltage-gated calcium channel activity. The record is from RefSeq and is a predicted model, not a curated record. Gene Ontology annotation, cellular component: membrane; voltage-gated calcium channel complex.